Molecule: messenger RNA, 1266 nt
Organism: Henningerozyma blattae CBS 6284
Lineage: Eukaryota; Fungi; Ascomycota; Saccharomycetes; Saccharomycetales; Saccharomycetaceae
Gene: ECM8
Product: Ecm8p
Exons: 1
Coding region: 1-1266 (421 amino acids)
Source: RefSeq, a predicted model, not a curated record
AUGUCCUUGUAUAAAAUUGAGGAUGCAUUUAAAUAUAAUCAAAUUGAAAAUGAAAUUGAAACCAACUUAAAUGACAAAACGUUUGGUGGGGAAACCCUCGAUUUCCUUGAUUACUACACAUUUUUUCAACACAACAUUGAAGGUUGGAUAGAUCUAGUAGAAAGCUCCAAAGAUGCAAUGGGUGUUGAGACCUCAGAAGAAGAAAAUGAGAAUGGUUUUAAAAAAAUUAUAAAGGAAUGGGGUAUGGGACAAGAUAGUAGGAAGUAUAGAGAAGUCAAUGAAAAUUACUCCGAUAAAGAAGAUAAAGAAUUUUUUGAGAUGGAUUUUGAAGAUUCAAUAACUAAUUACUCUGAAUUAUCAAAGACAAAUACUUUAAGAAGUGGUCGAACAUUAACUAUUAAUAGUAAUAUCCUAAAUCAGCUAUCUAUUUCAAAUAAUAACCAAAAGUUGAAAGUUAAACCAAUAGCUACUAAAAAUGAUAUUAUUAAAAAAAGAAAGAUGGAAGAUGCUAUUAGAAACCCAGACAUUGAUAAAGAUGGAAUUCGAAUUUACUAUUGUAGGAAAUUCCAAAAUCAUCUUAUAUACAAAUGGCAAAUGAAAAGAUAUGAGGAAUUUGGGUAUAAGAUUUUCAAGAAUUAUUUAUUCGAGGAUUAUAAUGAAAAAAAACGUGUCAUUGAUUAUCGAUAUGGUAGAACAAAGAGGCUCGGUGGUAAUACCCCAACAAAGGAGAUUUUAUGUCAAUACUGUUAUGGAAUUAAUUGGAUUAAUUAUUUGAAGUAUUUCAAACAUUUAUUCUUAGCACAUGGUGUGAUUACUAAGAUUAAUGACAAAUACAAGAAACAGUUUGAACUAUAUGAUGAAAUAAUUACUCUAUCGAUUUCAAGUUGUAAAGAGUUAAUUAAGAUUGAGACGUUACCCGUGAUCCCUAAUAAAAUUGCAAGUAUUCGAAUGUUGCUAACAUUUAUCGAAUACGAAUUGAUCCCACAACCCCUUGAGUACCAAAAUAUUCUCUAUCCAUUUACUAAGCCUGUUAUACAAGGGGCCCCCAAAUCAUCUGAUAAACAUACGCAGCUUAAACAAAUAGAGGUGAAAUGUCUUAUUUGUAAAUGUCCAAUUCAAUUGAUAGGAACUGGAUCUCAAAGAGUUGGUAAGAGAGAAGGGUUAUAUGAAAAUUACAAUAUCCACUAUAUUGAAUGCAGCAAGAGUCAGCAAAAACAUCCUAAAGAAUUGCCAAGUUCCAAGACACUCUACGUUGAAUUGUUUUAA